Molecule: messenger RNA, 6773 nt
Organism: Doryrhamphus excisus (bluestripe pipefish)
Lineage: Eukaryota; Metazoa; Chordata; Actinopteri; Syngnathiformes; Syngnathidae
Product: protein bicaudal D homolog 2-like
Biological process (GO): microtubule anchoring at microtubule organizing center; regulation of microtubule cytoskeleton organization; protein localization to organelle
Cellular component (GO): Golgi apparatus; cytosol
Molecular function (GO): dynactin binding; cytoskeletal adaptor activity; dynein complex binding
Source: RefSeq, a predicted model, not a curated record
AUAGCUUUUACAAGCCGGCGGAGGGGGCGAAGCAAGCCUCAGACCAAAAAAACGAUGAAGAUAUUCUAAGAGGCUACGGCGUACAUCCUUUGAGGGAUUUGAAAGAAGUCAUCUACAUGACCAAAGACGCAAGACCAGCAACAAAAAAAAGCCAAACGUAACAAUCAUGCAAUUCAAAUACAGACGAAUUUGAGCAAGCUCCUGUUCUUCAAGGUUACAUUUCUUGAAGACGCACCGCAUCCCUCUUGACUCAGGCCAGCUUGGUCGGCUCGUCGGCUUCAUCUGUAGCGACAAUGUCCGUGGAAGACCAGGGCUACCCCGAUCGUUUACUUCUCCUACAGGCCGGUCCGGAGUGGAUGCGGGCCGAGAUCGAGCGCCUCUCCCGGGAGCUGAGCGAGACCACCAACGAGAAGAUCCAAGCGGCUGAGUAUGGGCUUGCGGUGCUGGAGGAAAAGCAGCAGCUCAAACAGCAGUACGAUGACCUGGAGAUUGAGUAUGAAGGCGUAAGACAGGAGCUCGACCAACUCAAAGAGGCCUUCGGACAAGCUCACUCCAACCAUAGAAAAGUGGCAGCGGAUGGGGAGAGCCGUGAGGAGUCUCUUAUCCAGGAGUCGGCGUGGAAGGAGGCCUACUACGAGCAAAGAGUCCUUGAGUUGCAGAAUGAGAUCCGUCAAACCCGCAACAUUCUCACUAACACCCAGUCUGAGAAUGAACGCCUGGGCAUCAUCUCGCAAGAGAUGAGAGAGAACAGCCAGAUGGUGGAGCUCCAGAGGAAUCAGUUGCGUGAUGACAUCAAGGAGUACAAGUUCCGGGAGGCUCGUUUGCUGCAGGACUACACCGAGCUGGAGGAGGAAAACAUCUCACUGCAGAAGCAGGUCUCGGGGCUAAAACAGAGCCAGGUGGAGUUUGAGGGUUUGAAGCAUGAAAUCCGUCGUCUGGAAGAAGAUACACAGUUCCUGAACAGCCAACUGGAGGAUGCCAUCCGCCUGAAAGAGAUUGCUGAGCGUCAGCUGGGUGAAGCCCUCGAGACCAUCAAGACUGAGCGUGAGCUGAAAGCCUCCCUGAGGAAGGAGCUGUCCCACUACAUGAACAUCGGAGACACGCUCUACAACAAUCCUCUUAGCAUCUCUCUGGACGGACUUAAGUUCUGCGAUGACGCCACCACUGAACCAAACAAUGACGACGCUCUGCACGGAUACGAUAAUGGCUUCAGAAAGCUACCCAAUGACGACAACCGCAUGUUCAAGAAGGAAGAGCUGUUCCAUCCAGCACCCAGCCUUGUGGACGACCUGCUCAGUGAACUCAACAUCUCUGAGAUCCAGAAGCUCAAGCAGCAGCUGAUGCAGAUGGAGCGUGAGAAGGUCAACCUGCUAUCCACUUUGCAGGAUUCACAGAAACAACUAGAGCAGGUGAACGGUGCUCUGUCAGAGCACCAGGAGAAGGUAAACCGCCUGACGGAGAAUCUCAACACCAUCCGCAAGCUUCAGGCCAGCAAGGAGCGCCAGUCUGCCCUGGACAAUGAGAAAGAACGUGACAGCAAUGAAGAUGGAGAUUACUAUGAGGUGGACAUCAAUGGACCGGAGAUCCUGGAAUGCAAAUAUAAGGUUGCUGUUUCAGAAGCUGGGGAGCUGAAGGAGGAACUGAAGACUCUAAAGACAGAAUACCAGGCGUGUCAGUCCCGUUAUGAAGAGGAGCGAACACGGCUGGAGAAUGAUGUCACUUCACUUGGAGAGAAACUGGCCACCUUGGAGAAGACGAGCGGUCUCGAGAAGGAGGAGAAGGUCAAACUGGAGAAGGAGCUCCGCAAGCUGAGUGACGUGGCCGGUGAAUCUCAGGGCAGUCUGAGUGUGGCUCAGGAUGAGCUGGUCACCUUCAGCGAAGAACUAGCGACCCUCUACAACCAUGUGUGCAUGUGCAACAACGAGACCCCCAACCGCGUCAUGCUCGAUUUCUACAAGGAGGGUAAAGGUGGACGCAGCAGCCCAGAGGGACGCGGACGCCGCUCUCCCAUCCUGCUCACCAAGGGCCUCUUCCCAGAGCCUGUGAAGACCGAGCUGAACGAUGGCACCCUAUCCCCUGGGUCCUCGUUGCCUUCUCCUGUGUCUGACCACCGCCGCGAGCCCAUGAACAUCUACAACCUGGUCGCCAUCAUCAGGGACCAAAUCAAGCACUUGCAGUUGGCCGUCGACCGUACCACCGAGUUGUCACGGCAGAGGGUCGCCUCUUUGGAGCUCGGCACCGUAGCCGACAAAGACAAGGAGGCCUGCAUGGAGGAGAUCCUCAAACUCAAGUCUCUCCUCAGCACAAAGAGGGAGCAGAUAGCAACUCUGAGGACUGUCCUCAAGGCCAACAAGCAGACAGCUGAAGUUGCUCUGGCCAACCUGAAGAGCAAGUACGAAAACGAGAAGGCCAUGGUGACUGAGACCAUGAUGAAACUGAGGAAUGAGCUGAAAGCCCUGAAGGAAGACGCAGCCACCUUUUCCUCCCUCCGAGCCAUGUUUGCCACACGUUGUGACGAGUAUGUCACCCAGCUGGAGGAGAUGCAGAGACAGCUGGCUGCAGCAGAGGAUGAGAAGAAGACCCUCAACUCCCUUCUGAGGAUGGCCAUCCAGCAGAAGCUUGCCCUGACACAGCGCUUGGAGGACCUGGAGUUCGACCACGAGCAGACGCGUCGCACCGGCAGCGGCGUUCGUUCCAAGACCCGCGUCAAGGCCUCCGUCAGCGUUAGCAGCAACGCCAACGUAAGUCAGGGUCUCACCUGCGCUGGCUCGGGCCAAGCUGAGCACACCAACGCCAUGCCCAGUGGCAUUCUUGGAGGCCCCAGCGUCUUCUGCAGCGAGAAAUAUAAGAUCUACUGCGACUGAAGUAGCUGCAAAGUCCGCAUGGGACUGCUGUGUACAGAGGGGAGGGGGGGGUGACCCUUCCUGCUAUAGUGUUAAAAGAGCCCCACUUGCUCGCUUUGCUCCCUGGCCAGCCUGCGCUCCUCUAGGGACUACUGUGUGACUAACCAUCUGCUUGUGUGUGCUAGUGUAAAGGCUUGGGAAAGCACAGGUUGGAUGUACAGUACGUUUGGACUGUAGUAGACAUACUUGGCAUGUGGAUGUUAGGCCCCAUCAUCAGGGGACUUUGUGGGUUUGUCUAUUCUUUCCGCAGUCUGUGUGCUGUACAUAUGAAGCGCAAGGUGGUCUUUGUGCUUCGGUCCUAUGCCUCCUGAUUGUGUUGCUUGGCAACAGUAUCACAUGAUGGAGAUGAUAGCGGAUGAUGAUGAUGUCCAAAUGUGAUAUCCUUUGCUCCGUCUGAUGGCACGGGUGCUCCUUUUCGACAAAAAAAUCCAAACUCAGCUAAACGCUGAUCCAUGUUUACAAGAAGAUUGAACUAAAAUAUGCAAUCUCCACCUGGUCUUCCUGUCAGGGGGAGCACUGGUUACAUCGACACAAAAAAAUCUGAACGUGUUUUUUUAAUAAUGGCUGUAAAGGAGCACCUGUGACCGCAGCUGUUUAUUCUUUCAAGUUAAAGGCUCAGGCGCAAUAGAAACGCAUGGCUUUGCAGCUGUAGGAGCUUUUUUAAGUGCUUUUCUGUUGUCGGGUGUACCACAGGGCACUAAAUUAGAGCCAUAUAAGGAGGGAGACGGACCAUUUGACAAAUCUCCAAAACCCAAAAUAAGUGCGCUUCAGCAUAGGUGCCUCAGGUUCUACCUUCUGGCAGAAAUACAUUUAUUGACUACUGUGAGAAGAGCUACAUUAUAGUUUUGAGUAAGAAGGCGUCUUUUUUUUUUUUAAUUACAAAAGAGCACAAAUUCUAAAAAAUUCAAACCUGGGUAUUAACUCUCCAAAACUGCUUGGCAAAAGUGCCUGAUAACCCAAACGCUUGAUAUAUUUAUCUGUCGAUCUGAAGCCCUGCCCUUGUGUCCUACUUUCCCUCGUCCUUAUCUUUGUCCCUACUGUCUUCAGUUGUUGUCUUGAUGCUGUGUCGCCAUGACAACCUCCUCUCUCAUAUUUUGCCAGCAUCCCCAAAAUGCGUCUGAUAGUGUCCUUACUCGUGUACGUCUGGCCCCUGUGUGUGUUAAACCUGAUGUUUUUCUUUUUUUGGCGUGUGAGGACAAAGCAAAUCUUGGUAGCCGGAAUAGCUUUAUCACCUCACGGAGCUUUGUGUUAGACAAAUAAUUCCAAUAGAAGUGGGGGCUUGUGUUUAAUACUCUUAUGUACUGCUUGUGGAUCAUAGACACAUUAGCUUUAUGAUGCAAAAAGCAGGGUUGAUAUGAGGGAUUCCUGCAAGAUUUAGCAAACUUUGCAAUUUUUUUCUACCAAUAUAUAUGGAAACUCUAUAUUCUUAAUACGAUCUUGUUCAGGUACCGAUCUUGCAGGAUCCCGGUAAAGUAUUCCGCUUCUUAAACGUCAAAGAGAAGGGGCGCUUGUCAGUGGUCAACCCUGCUUGAGUGUGCAUUGGUUAGCGACCGCUCACAGCAUGGUGACGGAGAACAAAAAAAAAAGAAGAUAAAGUCACUUUUAAGUUGACAAUUCCCAUAUCUCAGUUUCAAUCUGUUUGCUUUGAUGGAGAGGAGGGAGAAGAAAAGAAAAAUAUGUUUAGCCGAGGGGGAGACUUUCUUGUUUGAGUUCCACGUUCUUGUAAAAGGCUCAGUGGAAUCUGAGCGUCAGGAUGUGAUCUUUACUAGAACCUCCCCUUUUUUGAUUUCCUAUACCUGCCUUUGCUUCAUCAGAAUUGGCGUCCAGCUUACGCGGUGUCAUAAUAGCGUGUCACCUUGUAGGCUCCUCCUACCUCCUACCACUUCACCUUUACGUUUCACGACAUGCAUGUUAAACGUAUUACUCAUUAACGUGUAUGAAAAAGCAUCAUCUUCUCUGGUUCAGUUUCCAGAUUGUGUGGCGUUAACAUUCCACACAAUACGGCCGAUACAUUGAUUUGGAUUGACUGAUUCCAUCCACCAAUGGGAAACCAGAGGAGGUGGGCUUAUUGCUCCAUGUAAAUGUUUUUUUCUUUACUUUUUUUUUUUUUUUUAAUCUGUGCACUUUCAUAAUAUAGGAUUAUAACAGACUAAUAUUAACCUGUAGGAACAUGUGGUAGUACUAUGGUUUGUGAGAUAUUCAGUAUAGUCCAAGUUAUGAGUGUCCUCCAAAGGAAAUAUGUACUUCACAAACCACAGAUCUACAAUUUCUGCAUAAUCCUAAAGAGUUUUUACAUCAGUGUGUCAUUUUUUUAUCAUAUGUUGUGCUGUUAUAUUUAUACAUUAUGUUCGUUCUACUGCCAUGUUCUCUACAAAAAAUCCAGGGUGAUCCAAUUCUGGGGUUUUUCAUGUAUUUAUUAUUCCUAGGAAUAGUUCAAACUAACUCAAUGAAACUUGACAACGCUCUCCCACCAAAUCGGUAAGCUGAGUCUUGGGAAAAAUUGAGCGAUACGGCUUUUCCUAGCUUCUUACCGAGGGCGUUCCACUGAAACGGGAUCACUGAUGUUCAGAAUUCUCUGCAAAAAGCGACCAUUAAAUUCCAAAUUGGAAUUGUUUUAUUCUCUCUUGGUUUAUCGUGCCAAAUCUUGGUACACCAUUUAAGGUCGGACAGACAAGCGGCCAAUGCGAAAGGUGUAGAUUUUUGGCCGGGGGCUUGUUUUUUUUGUUUUUUUUUUUACAUAGAUUAGUUCUUUGUUUCUGACCAGUAGUGCCUUUCAUUGUUUCAAGGGAGAAUUUUAGACUGGCGUUUUAUGUUUUUUUUUUUGGCUUUCCGGGGGAGGGUUUGGGACUGAAAAUGACUGUGAGCAGCAAUAAACGCAAAAGGGAAUUCCGCCCCUUUCUGCAUUGAGUGAGAAAUUAGCUCAAUAAAUCAAGCAUUGUUUUGAAUUCUGCAGGUCAGUGAUCCUCUCAUCAAAUUCAGGGGUAUUAAGAAAAUGUGUUUUUUAAUCACACUUUUGGGAACCAAAAGAAAUCCCUUUGGCCUCCUGUUGUUGAACGAACAGCUCCAAGCAUCUUUAGUGUGUUUGUGUAGCUGGGUGUGCUGUUGGAAACUACAGGCUUUGUUUGGUGAUGGUCAUGAGAUAUCAAUAGUAUUAUUGCAAAAACAAAAAUGUGCAGAGAGCGCAUUUUAUCUUACUUUUGGUCUGUUUUUUUAUUAUUAUUAUUUUGGAGUUUUGUUUUGUUUUUUUUACAUCUUAAGCAAUUUGUUUUCAGGAAACAGAAAACGAAAUUGGCAUCAACAAGCGUGAAUAGUGCCAUGCUCGCCAGUACUCGUUUGUUGAGGCGUCAAAGUUACUAAUACGGAAGUGAUCCUAACACAAAAAAAAAAGUGCAAUUCUGAUACUGUUCAAGAGAAAAAGAUGUUUUCUGUUUGCUGGAAGCGACAGCAUUGUGAUAAUUAAACUAGCUGUGCAAACUUUAUACUGUUAUAUUGUGUUUCAGUAUUGAUCCAUAAUGAGAGUUUGAUAUCUUUAUAUGAAAUAACUACUUCACCUGUUCGUUGGUAUUUAUUUGACUUGUCAUGCAGUACUGUAUUCUUAUCAAUAAUGUGCAUUAUGAUUAGUAAUAUGGAUUACAGCUAAAUGUCAUAUGCAUGUUUCUCAGAUAUGGGACCUUUACACAGCAGUGAAAACAAACAGGUGAACUUUUUAGGGUGUUGGAAAUAAAUUUUGAUUGAAAUGAAGUGAAAUGAAAUACUGCUGAAACUAAUCCCGUGAAAAAGCGUUUUGGUUUGUUUUCCAGUAAGGGUGUGGGCUGAACUGUGUAAAGGUAGUCAUGCUGACUAAAAUCAAUAAACGUGACUUAAGUUGCA